Messenger RNA from Diversispora eburnea, 1050 nucleotides. The record is from the annotation of a GenBank genome assembly. Lineage: Eukaryota; Fungi; Glomeromycota; Glomeromycetes; Diversisporales; Diversisporaceae.
AUGUCUCAGAAAAAUCCUCGUAGUCAAAGAUCAACCAUAGUAAUAAAACUUGGUACAUCAUCAAUAUGUGAAGAAGAAACGAAUUUACCAUUAUUAUCAAAUCUUUCGCUGAUGGUUGAGACCGUAAUAAAACUUCGUGGUUUAGGACAUAGAGUGGUUUUAGUUACUAGUGGUGCGAUUGGAGCUUUGGCAGCUGUUGGUCAAGGAAGAUUGAUGAGAAUGUAUGAUGAUUUAUUUAGUCAAUUAAAUCAACCAAUUGCUCAAAUUCUCUUGACUAGACAUGAUUUAGCCGAUCGUACUCAAUAUCUUAAUGCAGUUAAUACUUUCUCUGAAUUAUUAGCUAUGGGCGUAGUUCCUAUUGUUAAUGAGAAUGAUACUGUUUCUGAAAUCAAAUUUGGAGACAAUGACACACUUUCUGCCAUUACAGCUAAAAUGGUUAACGCGGAUUACUUAUUUUUAAUGACGGAUGUGGAUUGUUUAUAUACUGAUAAUCCACGAACCAAUCCUAAUGCCAAACCUAUUGAAGUUGUUGAAGAUAUUGGUGCUUUGAAAAAUCAAGUGAUAGUUUCGUCGCCUGGAAGUUUAUUGGGUACAGGUGGAAUGGUUACAAAACUUAUUGCGGCAGAUCUUGCAACAGCUGCCGGAAUUACCACAAUAAUAUGCCUUGAUCGAAAAUGGUGGAUAUUACAUGGGUUACAUACGGCAGGUAUCAUAUAUAUUGAUGAGGGAGCGGUACGAGCGAUAACAAAAGUUAGACAAAAAAGUAGUUUAUUCGCAGCUGGAAUAAUUAAGGUCGAAGGAAAUUUUGUAGCUCAACAAGCAGUUGAAAUAGUUUUUGAGAAAAUCAAAAAAGAAAGUGAUAAUGAUAAUAUUGAAAAUAGAGUAGAAUUAAUAUCUGUCGGUAAAGGGUUAGUUAAUUAUUCAUCAACGGAAAUUUCCAGAAUUAAGGGAUGUAAAAGUUUGGAUAUUGAAAAAAUAUUGGGGUACGCUGAUUCCGAGUGUGUAAUACAUAGAGAUAAUUUGGCUAUUACUUUUGAGAAUAAUUUAUAA